Trichoderma virens Gv29-8 is the source of this 1269-nucleotide messenger RNA. RefSeq lists its product as uncharacterized. Gene Ontology annotation, biological process: GPI anchor biosynthetic process. Gene Ontology annotation, cellular component: Golgi membrane. Gene Ontology annotation, molecular function: glycosyltransferase activity. The record is from RefSeq and is a predicted model, not a curated record. Lineage: Eukaryota; Fungi; Ascomycota; Sordariomycetes; Hypocreales; Hypocreaceae. The transcript has a single exon. The coding region runs from base 1 to 1269 and encodes 422 amino acids.
AUGACUAAAUCAACACCUUCAUUGUCUCGAUUUACUACCGAUCUACGAGUGAUCAAUUUCGUGUUUUUCUUAAUUUGGUUUGCCGCAGUUCGAUAUUGUCAAAAGACCACCUACUACGACCCGUCCUCAUAUUUCUUUCGCUCCGAUGCCGCCUACCGACCGUUCUACUCGGCUGUGAGAGAGCAGGAAGCCGACAAUUUCCUAGCUUCUCAGAGCGCACAGCAUAGCAGAUUAAUAAAAGGAGCAGAAGGAAGCGCCCGACAGCCCGCUCCAUACUGCGUCGGCAUUCCAACCCUCCAGAGAGAGCGGGCGCAGUUCUUUCCAAGGACGGCAGCAUCCCUCGUCGACUCAUUGACACCCGAAGAGCGAGAGCUCAUUCAUAUUGUUGUUCUGUUGUCUGAUGUCGAUGCGACAGUAAAUUCGGCAUUUGGGCAAGACUGGCUUCAUGCGAUUGCCGAUACAGUCAUAGUUCACGAAGAUACGCCAGAGAAGCUGGUCGCUGAAAAUGGCUAUCAGACGAUACCGCGACAUUCCGAAUUUGCCGCUAGAGACGAGCGUGUAAGACGCGACUAUUCUGUCCUUUCCGAGACUUGUCGUCGAAACGAGGCAGACUACUUCAUUCUUGUUGAAGACGAUGUUAUUGCCGCGAGAGAAUGGUUCAAGCGGCUCCGAGUGGCAACCCCUCAAGUAAACGAGCGCGCAGUUGCCAAAGGCCGAGAUUGGCUUUACAUCCGACUCUUUUACACCGAGACUUAUAUGGGAUGGAACUCGGAGGAAUGGCCGCUAUAUAUACGGAAUAUUGGGCUCAUAUACUUGGCCGUGUUGAGUGCCAUGUUCGCGAUUCGCUAUCUCCACCAACUGGCUCCGCCGUCUCUCAAGGAUCGAACAUAUAAAAACUCCAAGCUCUUGAUGGCAAAUGUACUGUUUAUAUGGGUGCCUCUUUUCAUUGGGCUUGGAUUCAUGGCUGGUCGAUUAACUGUCAAUCCCCUUCCAUAUGGGGUGCAAGAGAUGCCACAAUACGGCUGUUGCAGCCAGGGCUUGGUUAUACCAAACCGACACCUGAACUUGCUGCAAGAGAAGUUACAGGCGUCUCCGUUUGACCUACCUGCCGACUCUACCAUUGAAAAGACAGCUAACGAUCUCGAGCUGGACAAAUGGGCACUUGUGCCCAGCGUUCUUCAGCAUAUUGGAGCGCGAGGAUCAUCGGCUAAAGGCGGCGCCCUUAAGUCAACAUGGAAUUUUAGUUUUGAGAGGUUUUAUUCAGCAUAA